AUGACCUCAGAUGGACAUCGCCACCGCUUCCGGCUGUUCCACUACCAUGAGGCUGAAGGGCCCCGAGAGAUACGGGAAUCAUCUGUAAAUAUGGAAGGUACAAUUCCUGAUGUGGAAAGCGCUUCCUUGGAGCAAGGUCAGAGAGCGCAGGCUGUGGAGCAUGCCCACGAUGACCUCUCCUGUGGAACAGGCAGUGAAGAGACGCUGUUGAGCCGUCAUCUUUUCAGAGGUGUGGAAGCAGCUGCUGCCCCUCCAGUCCAGGUGUGGGGACCCUCUGUGAAGAUGGAAGCUGUGAUCCCUGAGGUGGGAAGAGCUUCCUUGGAGCAAGUACAGAAGGUGCAAGCUGUGGAGCGUGCCCAAGAUGCCCUCUUCUGUGGUGUCUGGGUGAGAGAUGCUCUGAACGCCAUUCCCUUUACCCAUACCAAGCCAUACACCCUGUACUCUCCCAGACAACUCCUGUCCAGCACGCAAUCUCUGCCUGGGGUGAUCUCUGAUGAGAGAACCUGCUUCUUCUUUCAGUGUCCCUUUCCCUUUGAGGAGGUAUCCGUCUCUUUCACUGAGGCAGAGUGGGCCCUGCUGGAUCCAGGACAAAGAGAUCUGUACAGGGAAGUUAUGCUGGAGAACUACGGGAAUGUGGCCUUUCUGGAAGCCAGAGACACAAGAAAGACUUUGACGGAGACAAACGACAACCUCACAUCGAAAGAAAGGCUGGAGAGUUCUUCAAGCGGAUUUCAAGAGCAUAUUUCCUUCCAAAAUAAGCUGGCUGAGACAGAGAACGAUCAGGGAAAUGAGGAGGAUGAGGAAUUUAAUGAGCAAAUGCCAGAUCGAGUUAAAAAUGACGACUUGAAAGAAAAUGUCAGUAAUCAAGGCAGAUCUAAGAGAAAGAAAGGUGGCCCUAUGGUUGAGAAGCGCGAUGGAAGACAGCAUAAUGUACAUUUUCCAAAGCACAGGAUAAUGAAGGCAAUUAAAUCUACUCAGAGUGGAAAGUUCUUCAGAAAUAGAUCAGAGGUCCUUGUGCACCAAAGAACACACAGUGGCGCAAAACCUUUUGCACUCUCAGAGUGCGGAAAGGGCUUCAGUGAGAUGGGGAAUCUUCAAAAGCAACAGAGAACCCACACAAGGGAGGAGCCUUUUGAAUUUUCAGAGUGUGGAAAGAGAUUCAGUCACAGUGGCAUUCUUCAGCAGAAUCUAAGAACCCACACACGGGAAAAAUCUUCUGAAUGCUCACAGUGUGGAAAGAAAUUCAGUAGCAGUGGCAAUCUCCAAGUGCAUCAGAGAACCCACACAGGAGAGAAGCCUUUUGAAUGUUCCAGUUGUGGAAAGAGAUUUAGCCAGAGCAGCCAUCUUCAAGUGCAUCAAAGAACCCACACAGGGGAGAAACCUUUUGACUGCUUAGAAUGUGGAAAGUCAUUCAGUAGCACUGGCAACCUUCAAGUGCAUCAGAGAACCCACACAGGGGAGAAACCUUUUGAAUGCUCACAGUGUGGAAGGAAAUUCAGAAAGAGUGGCCAUCUUCAAGUACAUCAAAGAACUCACACUGGGGAGAAACCAUUUGACUGCUCAGAGUGUGGAAAGACAUUCAGUAACAAUGGACAUCUUCAGCGGCAUCAGAGAAUCCACACAGGGGAGAAACCUUUUGAAUGCUCAGAGUGUGGAAAGAAAUUCAGUCAGAGUAGCCAUCUUCAAGCACAUCAAAGGACCCACACAGUGGGGAAACCUUUUGAAUACUUGGAGCGUGGAAAGAAAUUCAGUCUCAGCGGCCAUGAUCAACUUCAUCAGAGAACCCACGCAGAAGAGAAACCUUUUGAAUGCUCAGAGUGUGGAAAGUCAUUCAGUAGCCGUGGCAAUCUUCAAGUGCAUCAAAGAACCCACUCAGGGGAGAAACCUUUUGAAUGCUCAGAGUGUGGAAAGAGAUUCACUGAGAGUGGCCAUCUUCUGCAGCAUCCAAGAACCCACACAAAGGAGAAACCUUUUGAAUGCUCCGAAUGUGAAAAGACAUUCUGUAACAGUGAUCAUCUUCAGCGGCAUCAGAGAAGCCACAAAGGGCAAAAACUUUUUGAAUGCUCAGAGUGUGGAAAGAGAUUCACUGACCGUGGUCAUUUUCAGCUGCAUCAAAGAACCCACACAGGGGAGAAACAUUUUGAAUGCUCUGAAUGUGGAAAGAAGUUUAUUCAGAGCUGCCACCUUCAAGUGCAUCAGAGAACCCACACAGCGAAGAAACCCUUUGAAUCCUCUGAGUGUGAAAAGAGAUUCACGGAAAGUGGCAAUAUUCCACUUCAGCGAAGAACCCAUACAGGGGAGAAACCUUUUGACUGCUCAGAGUGUGGAAAGGCAUUCAGUAGCAGUGGCAGUCUUCGACUGCAUCAAAGAACCCACACAGGGGAGAAACCUUUUGAAUGCUCAGAGUGUGGAAAGCGGUUUAGUCAAAGUAGCCAUCUUCAAGUGCAUCAAAGAACCCACACAGGGGAGAAACCUUUUGAAUGCUCGGAGUGUGGAAAGAGAUUCAGUGAGAGUGGCAAUCUUCAACGGCAUCAGAGAACCCACACAGGAGAGAAACCUUUUGGAUGUUCAGAGUGUGGAAAGAGAUUCAGUCUGAGUUACCAUCUUCAACUUCAUCAGAGAAUCCACACUGGAGAAAAACCUUUUGAAUGCUCAGAGUGUGGAAAGAGAUUCAGUAAGAGUAGCAAUCUCAAACUGCAUCAAAGAACCCACACAGGGGAGAAACCUUUUGAAUGUUCUAGGUGUGGAAAGAGAUUCAGUCAGAGUGGCCAUCUUCAUCUGCAUCAGAGAACACAUGUGGGUUACACAGGCUCAGACUGUGGAAAGAGAUUCUGUUGGGGUAGCAUUGUUCAAAGUGAUCAAGGAACCCACAUAGAGGAGAAACCUUUUGAAUACUUGUAGCUUGGAAAGCGAUCCUGUCAGUGUGUCACUCUUCUUCUGCAUUGGGUAAGCCACACAAGGAGAAACCAUGUAACUGCUUAGUCCAUGAAAGGAAGCUUUUCUCCUUUUUCAAACCUAAGACAACCACAGAGCAUACAAUGCAUUGAAAGAUGUAAACUGUUGCAGAAAGCUUGAAUGUACACAGAAUCCUUACCCUAACUAGGAAGAAACUUUAUAAAUGCUUGGACUGUGGAAAGAGCUAUAGCAAGGGUGGCUGAACUGUGACUCGGGAGCCACGUGUGGCUCUUUCACAUCUAUUGCGUGGCUCUUGAAGCCCCUACCAUGCUAUUAGCCAGCUUGAAGAAGGCAUAUGAAUCUUUAAAUCACUUAUCCAAGCCGAUCUAGACAGCACCUGGGAGAACACAUUAAAAGUUAAAGUUCCUUUCUUU
Molecule: messenger RNA, 3329 nt
Organism: Heteronotia binoei (common prickly gecko)
Lineage: Eukaryota; Metazoa; Chordata; Lepidosauria; Squamata; Gekkonidae
Product: zinc finger protein 420-like
Exons: 7
Coding region: 1-2901 (966 amino acids)
Biological process (GO): regulation of transcription by RNA polymerase II
Molecular function (GO): RNA polymerase II cis-regulatory region sequence-specific DNA binding; DNA-binding transcription factor activity
Source: RefSeq, a predicted model, not a curated record